AUGCCGCACUCAGUCACCCCAAAAUCGUCGCAGGAGGAGGAUGUCGACCUCCCCGACGCGCCGGCCACCAAUCCCACCCAGAGUGCCGAUGUGGAAGCUGAUAAGAAGGCGUUGGAGGAGAUGAUGGAUGCGGAGGAUUCGGACGAAGAGUUCUCGUCGUCGGCAGUACCUCAGGAGACAGUGAAACCUGCACCCUCCGCCGGUUACUCCGACCCAGACAUUAUGCGCGCUUUCUACCAGCGCUUGUUCCCAUUCAGACACCUUUUCCAAUGGCUGAAUCAUUCGCCUUCUCCGUCGACAGACUUCGCCCACCGCGAGUUCGCUUUCACGCUGCAAAACGACGCAUACCUUAGAUAUCAAUCCUUCCCGUCCGCAGACCUCCUCCGCAAACAAUGCGUGCAAUUAAUCCCUUCACGUUUCGAAAUUGGGCCUGUAUACUCCACAAAUCCGCGAGAACGCAAAUCUCUCCGCAAUUCGACCGCGUUCAAGCCUGUUUCCAAAGAGCUUGUCUUCGAUAUCGAUAUGACAGAUUACGACGAGAUUAGAACGUGCUGCACUGGUGCUAACAUUUGCCAUCAGUGCUGGUCGUUCAUCACUAUGGCAAUCAAGGUUGUGGAUGUAGCACUCAAGGAAGACUUUGGGUUCAAGCACGUUCUAUGGGUGUAUUCCGGACGUCGCGGCGCUCACGCGUGGGUGUGCGACAAGCGCGCAAGGGACAUGGAUGAUCAAAAGAGGAGAUCGAUCGCAGGCUACCUGGAGUUGUUGAAGGGAGGUGACCAGGGUGGAAAGAAAGUCAAUGUAAAGAGACCGCUGCACCCGCAUCUCGAGCGAAGUCUCAAAACUUUGCGGGCGCAUUUCCAAACAAACAUUCUUCUGGAGCAAGACCCUUGGGCAUCGCCGGAGAAGUCGGCCCGCCUUCUUUCUCUUAUCCCCGACAAGCAGCUUGCGGCGGCCUUACAGAAGAAAUGGGACUCGGCGCCAUCACGACCUUCGGCUCAGAAGUGGGCUGACAUAGACACGCUCGCUUCCUCUGGCGCCUCGAGCACGCUUGACCCGAAAGCGCUCAAGGAAGCCAAGCAGGACAUUCUCCUCGAGUACACGUACCCACGGCUCGAUGCGGAGGUGUCCAAGAAGUUGAACCAUUUGCUGAAAUCGCCAUUUGUCGUCCAUCCCGGCACAGGCCGGGUUUGUGUGCCCAUCGACACGCGUAGCGUCGAAGAGUUCGAUCCACUCGGCGUGCCCACCGUCACCGAGCUGUUGAGCGAGAUCGACGAGUGGAGCCGGGCAAAUGCAGGUGCAAUGGAAACGGAUGAUGCGGCAAAGAAAAUGCCGGAUUGGGAGAAGACGAGACUGCGGCCUUACGUCGAGUUCUUCCGGGGGUUCGUCGCCGGGCUGAUAAAGGACGAGAAGGCCGGCAAGAGGCCCCGGGACGAGGCGGACGGCAUGGAGUUCUGA
This is a messenger RNA of Diplodia corticola, 1455 nucleotides long. RefSeq names its product dna primase small subunit. The coding region runs from base 1 to 1455 and encodes 484 amino acids. The record is from RefSeq and is a predicted model, not a curated record. Lineage: Eukaryota; Fungi; Ascomycota; Dothideomycetes; Botryosphaeriales; Botryosphaeriaceae. The transcript is spliced from 4 exons. Gene Ontology annotation, biological process: DNA replication, synthesis of primer. Gene Ontology annotation, cellular component: alpha DNA polymerase:primase complex.